UAUUAAUGAAUCGAUUGGAAAUUAAAAAACGCAUCUUUGGAUGCUUGAAUGCCCUUCCAAAAUGGAGGAGUAAAUUGUUUUUGCACACAGAUGAACAGGUUAGUGUCUGGGUGUCUUCAGUGUUCCACUUGAAUUAGCCAGUUUUUGGUGACUUUAUUGUUGAAAGACAAAAAGCCGUUGAAUCUGUUGCCAAUCAAUCAUUUGCUCUGGUAUUUUCGUUUAAUUCGUUUACAUCGGGUGACACUUUGGAAUCCAUUCAAAUGGCAAGAACGGAUAUACGAGGCAUCCUCGUUUAACUACGUGUCCGUAGCACCUUUGCUCUGAUGCCCUCCAACUUUUGACAUCCAGAUCUACCUGCUCCGCAUGAGCUCAAAUCAGAUAGCAGGCUCGGGUCAAGGGGGGGGGGGCAGUCCGGAGGAAUGGAGCAGCGCGGGCUUGUAAAUAGAUCAGAUCGGACACUGGUUUGAUUUACACAGUCCUGCUUCUGCACCCGGAGACCGAGAAACAAUAGACAAUAAAGCAACCAUGUUGACGAGGCUUUUCAGUGACCCGUCUCUGCUGCCCGAUGUGCAGAAAUACUCGGGCUGGGAAGACAGCGAGGAGGAGGAUUCCAAAAUCAAAGAUGAGGAUCAGGACACUCAGGACGGCACGGCGGGAUCUGAGCUGAGGGACGGCAGUCAGACGCAAUCCGAGCACGCCGGGGAAGACGACGACGACGACGAGGAGGUGGAGGAAGAGGAGGAUGGAGAGGACGCGGAGGGAGACAGGCCCAAGAAAAGGGGCCCCAAGAAGCGCAAAAUGACGCCGGCCCGCGUGGAGCGCUCCAGGAUGCGCCGGGUGAAGGCCAACACACGGGAGCGGACCCGGAUGCACGACCUGAACUCUGCGCUUGACAACCUGCGCAAAGUGGUGCCGUGCUAUUCCAAAACGCAAAAACUUUCGAAAAUCGAGACGCUGCGGCUGGCCAAGAACUACAUCUGGGCCCUGUCGGAGAUAUUGCGCUCUGGAAAAAGGCCCGACCUUGUGUCCUACGUGCAGACGCUGUGCAAAGGACUCUCCCAGCCAACGACAAACCUGGUGGCGGGAUGCCUGCAGCUGAACUCCCGCAAUUUCCUUACCGAUCAGCAGUGUCAGGACGGCGGGAGGUACGGAUCCAGCUCUUUCCCGAUGCAUUCCUACCCGUACCAGUGUGCACGCCUCUCCAGCCCCCACUGCCAGCCGGUCUCGGGCUCGAACUCGCAUCCGCUUAGGGCGCACGGCUACUGCUCGGCUUACGACUCUCUGUACGGGGGGAGCGGAUCCCCGGAGUAUAACAGUCCCGAGUAUGAGGGGCCCCUCAGCCCGCCCCUGUGCGUCAGUGGCAACUUUUCCCUGAAGCACCAAGGCGCUGCGUCCCCCGACAACGAGAAGGGAUACUACUCUAUGCAUUACUCCGGCCUGCCUGGCUCCAGACCCACCGGGCCCCCCAACCUGGUGUUUGGCUCCUCGGGGGCCCGGAGCGGCAUUCACUCUGAAAACGUCCCGCCUUACCACGACAUGCACUUACACCACGAACGGGCCCCGGCGUACGACGAACUCAACGCGUUUUUUCACAAUUGAAAUAAAGAGCCCGUCGUGGGCCCCCGGCAAUCAAACAUCUAACCACGGCACACGUUUUGAAGAGCUUACCUGCCAGGAUUGAGACAUUCUGGAGAGAUAUUUCACUCGUUGUCAUUGGUGUUUUCCGUUUCCUUUUAUUCCGUCUUAGCUUUUUCUUUCUCUAAAGUCAGAUAUGUAGUGGAAGGGCGACCAACACACAAUCGCAUCGCAACAGAAUAUGUCCAGCUGAAAUAAAAGGAGAUUUGACGAACAAAUCAAAAGGCCCGUGAUGCCAAUACUAAUGCUAUUUUAAAGUGGGAGUUGUGUCUGUAUUGGUGGUUGUUUGCAUUUUGGUUACUGGAAGUUGUUUAUUUACCACUGUAUCACUGGUUUACGCCAUGAUAUUGGCGGCAAUUUUCUAAUCUUGUGAAAUUAGGAAUAAAAUCCCCCCCAAAAAAGAUAAUGUAAAUUGACUUGCCUGCACGUUCGACAUCUGGAGGGGGGGGGGGGGGGAUUAUGAAAAUAAUGAAAUGCAAGAAGUACUGAACCAAUAAAAAAGUGGUAGUUUUUUUUUCAGAAGAGUCUCUGCAAAACACACGUUUCGCAUCUAUGCAAAGAAGAGACCAGCGGAAGAGGGGCAACACGGCCCGGAAAGACACUGUUUCAUCAGCACUGUUGCCAAACCCCCCCACACACACAUACACACAUGCAAACACACAAUAUACACCCAAUGCAUCUGGCCAUGCUGCACAUAAAAAAAAGAACAAUCAUUUUUCACUUUUCUUCUUAUUUAUUUAUAUGAGCGUUAUUCCUCUAAUUGAGCCAUUGUACCGUCCAUACAUUUUCGUUGAACAUUUUCGUUUUUAUUUGUAAUGCUGUGUUGAAUAAGUUAUUAUAAUUAUUACUAUUAUUAUCAUUCUUCUUAUUGCACGUAUUUAUUGUGUUGUUUUUGUAAUUAUCAUUAAUAGUCAAUGGAAAUGAAGGGAUCCCACGUGUUGCAGAGCGUUUCUUUCAUACAAUUCAAGUCUUUAAAGUUUGUAUUCAAUCAACUGAGUGCUAAAAUAAAAUUACAAUAAAUGACACUG
This is a messenger RNA of Gasterosteus aculeatus aculeatus (three-spined stickleback), 2663 nucleotides long. Its product is annotated as neurogenic differentiation factor 2. Gene Ontology annotation, biological process: axon development; nervous system development; positive regulation of transcription by RNA polymerase II. Gene Ontology annotation, cellular component: nucleus. The record is from RefSeq and is a predicted model, not a curated record. Lineage: Eukaryota; Metazoa; Chordata; Actinopteri; Perciformes; Gasterosteidae. Gene Ontology annotation, molecular function: DNA-binding transcription factor activity, RNA polymerase II-specific; E-box binding; protein dimerization activity.